AUGAGUACGCGAAAACGCAUCAUUUCAUCGUGCAUACCAUGUUACACACGAAAGCAAAAGACAGCGACUCCAACCGUCCAAGUUCUUCUGGACUCUCGAGCCGAGGAUAGGCCAAGGGAAAAAGCAAAGCUUGGCAGCAUCCGGUCAUCGAGUCUGCGAAAUGAAUGGAACGCAUACGUCAAAUCGGUCCCGUCGGCCGCGGCGCCGUGGUCAGGGCCUUCGCUGGCCGAAUCAUUCGGCUACUUUGAAGGAAGCAGCAGCAACACGUUUGCCCUGAUACAAAAGGUAAGGCUCGUUUCUAGUACCAGAUCUCCAACCCUUAUCCCAGAAGCGGCAGACGAGGUCCAUCGCAGCAUGGAGAGGAUGCCUGACCGCCAGAUAUUGGACUUUCUGGUACAGUUCUUUGUAACUGAGAUCAACUGGAUGGACCAGCUGGUGCACAUUCCCUGGUUUCUGCCCAAAUACCGGGCGUUAUGGCUAGUAGAAAGGGUCACUCUGGUAGCCGAAGUUGACUUUAUCAUCCUGGUAUUACGCAUUUGCUCGUAUGCCUUACAGUUCCUGCCGUCUCCGGGGUACACGCUCGACAAGAUUCGCGGGAUGCUGCUUGCCGACGUGCGGACCCUGUGUGACGAGGCAGCCGAUAGCCUCGAAGCCAUCAGCACGGCAGCAGACAGCCGAGGCUCGUUAUUUCGGGUGCAGCAUCUUGCCUACUAUGGCCUCCAAUGCCGAGCCGAGGGAAAGACCAACGCAUCUUGGGAAGCGCUAAGCCGCGCCAUCCGUGUCGCUCAGAACGUCGGCAUGCACUGCGAUGCGGCAACCUCGCGUGUAAGCGGGGAAAGUGCCGACAGAGAGAUAGAACGCAUGACGUUUUGUAACCUGUAUAUCUAUGACAGCCUGUUUUCUCGGCAGCUAGACCGCCUCCCCUUCCUUCCAACAACCCUCUCCCCCGGGAAACGGCCGCAGCUGCAUAUCCUCCGGAGUGCAUCCGCCCGGGGACCAGACUCUGACAGCAGCCUAGAACCAGGCACAGACACGCCCGAUCCCUUCACGGAGCGGCUCCUGGAGAUUGACCUGGCCAACUUCUGGCGCACCGCAGGCCCCGUGCAGGACACGGACGAAUACGACAUGGUCGCGGCAGAAGAACGGUACGAGCGGUUCUGCCGCGAGUACGUCUCGCAGCUGCCUCCAGCCUUUGCGCUCGCCAACCCGGACGAGACGUGGGACAAGCGCAUUCCAAAGCUGCCCCUGCAGCGCAAGCUCCUGCACAUGACCAUCUACGAGUCCAUGUGCUGGAACUUCCGACCACUCCUCCUGCGUCGGCCCGCCCCGCUGCCCGCGUACAAGUCCUUCAUGCUGAGCUGGCAAAAGCGCAAGCUUGCCUCGGCGGCCCUGCACGUCCUGGACAACGUCGCGCAGCUGCACGCCCUGCUCGGGGACUGCCAUACGCGGCUGGUGGGGAUCGUCUUCCUGACCUUUGAAGCCGCGGUGCUCCUCGUGUCGCUGUGCACGGAUCCGACGUUUCCCGAGGUGUGUCCGCAACAGCACGUGCCGCCUCCCGGCGCGCCCGUUUUCAAGGCCGAUCCCCUCCAGGCCGGGCUCUGCCGCGUCACGCUGCAGGGGUGUCUCUCGGCUGUAAAGGACGCGUUGAAACGCCUGAGAAUGCUCGCGGCGGUGUCGAACAUGGCGGAUGUGGGGGCAAAUACUCUGACGCAGCUGUUGAGCAAGGCUUCGGAGCUCAGCGCGCGCAUGGAAACGGCCGCGGACGAGGCGGUUGCAGUUGCGGACGAUGCAGCAGCGGCAGCAACCGUGAUGCCGAUUCAGAAUGCCGAGAACCCGGACGUGCCGCCGGUGGCGAGUAUCGCGGCAGCAGCAACAGCAGCACCACUGGUAAGACGUGCAACUGCACCGACCUUGACCACCGUGACGACUACCCAACCCGCAACAACAACUCAUGCGAUUGUGGAACCGACAUCGGCCGCUACGCGUGAUAUGACCUCGUGGCUGCCUGGCGAUCUGUCAGAUAUGCGCUCAACGAUAAGCGACUUUACGUCGAUCAGCUCGGCGCCCACACUGGCGGAUAAUAUGGCGACCUGGCCUGCGUUUGACGCGUCAAGUGUGUUUACCCAGGAUGCGUACAUGGACUAUUGGGCCAGGCAGGCUGCGGAUUCUGCUUGA
This is a messenger RNA of Canariomyces notabilis, 2175 nucleotides long. RefSeq lists its product as uncharacterized. Gene Ontology annotation, cellular component: nucleus. NCBI's taxonomy places the organism in Eukaryota, Fungi, Ascomycota, Sordariomycetes, Sordariales, Chaetomiaceae. The record is from RefSeq and is a predicted model, not a curated record. Bases 1 to 2175 code for a protein of 724 amino acids. The transcript has 4 exons.